AUGGAGGAGAUACAUCGUCAUGAGGGAAUCUCUGGAGCACAAAGAGGGGACGUUUGUAAACUCAUGGAGGAUGCUAUUGAGAAUGGCCACAGACCUUCCCUGGCUGACAGACGACAAAUGAUUAGAAUCCUUGCUGAUGAAAUGAGAAAACAUGAAGAAAACCCAAACAGAUCACAGUGUCUUACUGUUACUCGCCAAAUAGUCGGACAGUAUACAAAAACGUUUGCCGACAUGGUAGGUGACAGGCAGAUUGGGGGUGGACAUGCAUCUCUUCUGACACAACUGAAAGUACGUAUAGAGCAUCUGAAUCGAAAAAGUACACUCAGUCAUCAUAGGACCCAAAGGAGUGAAACUGGAACUACUAAAAAACGAAGUUCCACUGAUUCAUAUGGCUGUACAAGUUGGCAGCCUACUCUUCCACCUGGUGAAAGUUACGAAAGUCUUGAAGUUAAGCGUCAAAAGAUGGAGGAGAUACAUCGUCAUGAGGGAAUCUCUGGAGCACAAAGAGGGGACGUUUGUAAACUCAUGGAGGAGACCUAUUGCCUCCAGCGUCAGAUGAUCAAUGAAAUCCCAUCCCCUACAACUGCAGAUUUAAGAACCAAAAGGCCGUAUCUCUUCACACAAAGGCAUAUAUAUGGCAAUUUUGAGAUGCUUACUGACAAAAAAGUGCACAAACUUUUGGAAUUGUCUAUUCAGGAGGGUGGACCAAAAAUUUUCCAGUUUUUUAAAGACAAACCAACUAAUGAGGAAGUUCGGAAUACACUCUCCAGUGGUGAAAAUGAUGUUGCUGCUAUGGUCCUACAACUACUACUUGCACACUUCAAAGAGAAAUUAGAUGGUCUUAUCCUUCAGACAGAUGAAUUUGCAACACCUUCAGAUGUCCAGCAAUCUGUACCUUUGCCAGAGAGUUCACGCCUUAUAAUUCUUGGAGAGGACCAUCCUGCCGCAGCACAAACAUCUUCCAUCGAAGACCCUUUAAAGAAGGCCUGA
Molecule: messenger RNA, 990 nt
Organism: Sinocyclocheilus grahami
Lineage: Eukaryota; Metazoa; Chordata; Actinopteri; Cypriniformes; Cyprinidae
Exons: 3
Coding region: 1-990 (329 amino acids)
Source: RefSeq, a predicted model, not a curated record